AUGCAUAGAAAUGAAUUAACAAAUGAGCAAAGAGACCAAAUAAUUGAUGCUUAUCUUGCAGAUUCAAAUGCCUUAAAAAUAUUAGUUGUGCUGAGUAUUGCCUGCACAACAGAUGGUGUUGGACCAUUAGUAGUAGUUAAUAAAAAGAUAGAUUGA
Messenger RNA from Cetraspora pellucida, 156 nucleotides. Lineage: Eukaryota; Fungi; Glomeromycota; Glomeromycetes; Diversisporales; Gigasporaceae. The record is from the annotation of a GenBank genome assembly.